This is a messenger RNA of Orbicella faveolata, 3448 nucleotides long. RefSeq names its product transmembrane protease serine 9-like. Gene Ontology annotation, cellular component: membrane. The record is from RefSeq and is a predicted model, not a curated record. Lineage: Eukaryota; Metazoa; Cnidaria; Anthozoa; Scleractinia; Merulinidae. Gene Ontology annotation, biological process: proteolysis. Gene Ontology annotation, molecular function: serine-type endopeptidase activity.
UUUGGCAUUUCAGUUCCAUUUUUAUGGGUUGAAAGCCAUGAUUCAUGCUUGCAUAUUUGUCGUUUAGUUGAAAAAGAAGAAAGAACAAAACUGACUUUAUCGUUCUUCUUUACAGGAGGUUCGCCGCCGCCACCCGCGACCCCUCCCGUGCCUACCACUCCUGGGAAGAUUGUAUUUGGAUGCGACUUCGAUAGCGAUCAGUGCGGAUUCGUUCAAUCAUUGAACGACAAGUUUGACUGGACUUUUAAAUCAGGAUCGACACCAUCUUUUCAAACUGGACCAACAAAGGAUGUCUCUGGAUCAGGAAAAUACGCGUACAUCGAAACUUCUUCUCCGAGGGCAAAAGGAGACAAUGCACUGCUUGUUAAAGGUGGUUUGUCAUUCAGCUCUAAAAAGUGCUUGUCUUUCUACUAUCACAUGUACGGUGCAACGAUGGGGACACUUAACGUGUACGUUGGGCAAAAGCAGAUAUUUACGAAGACAGGUAACCAAGGAGAUCAGUGGAAACAAGCAAAGGUUGAAAUAACCGAACCUGGAGCCAGUGAGUUGAAAUUCGAAGGAAUAAGAGGAAGCAGUUACACUGGCGAUGCUGCUAUAGACAAUGUGGUGCUGAAGGAAUGUGGCGGCGGUGGAGGCGGAGGAGGAGGAGGAUGUGGUUCAACUGUUGCUCCACCUGCCACGACAGCCGCACCUACACCACCAGCACCAACGACUACAGCACCACCAGUAGCCUUUGGCUGCAACUUUGAUAAAUCCAUGUGCGGAUUUCUUCAGGACAAAAAUGACAAGUUUGAUUGGACUCGAAAUAAAGGAGGCACUCCAUCUACUGGUACGGGACCAUCCGCUGACCACACCACCGGAACUGGAUACUUCAUGUACACGGAAACAUCAAGUCCUCGACAGCAAGGUGACAAUGCAAAACUAAAUAGCCCCAAGCUGCAAUUCAGCGGGAACAUGUGUCUUCAGUUCUUUUAUCACAUGUAUGGUUCAACCAUGGGGACAUUAAACGUGGAAGUAAAUGGAGUAAACGUGUUCAGUAAAAGUGGAGACCAAGGCAAAAUUUGGCAUGAAGCGAAAAAAGAUGUAAAUUUAUCGGGAAUGUUCACGGUUACAUUUGAGGGAAUAACGGGAACAAGUUGGAAGGGUGACAUAGCAAUAGACGAUUUCCUGUUAACCCCAGGGAGAUGUUUAUCAAUAACUCCGCCACCUCCAACAACACCCGGUUCCCCACCCCCACCAGGUUCUUGCGGCAUCCGCCCACCUACCAGGAUUGUCGGUGGUGUCGACGCUAAGCGUGGUGACUGGCCGUGGCAAGUUCAGUUACGUACCACUUCCGGUUUUCCUUACUGCGGAGGUUCCUUGGUGUCAAAUCAGUGGGUGGUCACAGCCACUCACUGUGUCAGAGGAAAACAACCCAGCUCUAUAAUCAUAAGGUCCACGACAGCCGCACCUACACCACCAGCACCAACGACUACAGCUCCACCAGUAGCCUUUGGUUGCAACUUUGAUACAUCCAUGUGCGGAUUUCUUCAGGACAAAAAUGACAAGUUUGAUUGGACUCGAAAUAAAGGAGGCACUCCGUCUACUGGUACGGGACCAUCCACUGACCACACCAACGGAAAUGGAUACUACAUGUACACGGAAACAUCAAGUCCUCGACGGCAAGGUGACAAUGCAAAACUAAAUAGCCCCAAGCUGCAAUUCAGCGGGAGCAUGUGUCUUCAGUUCUUUUAUCACAUGUAUGGUUCAGCCGUGGGGACAUUUAAUGUGGAAGUAAAUGGAGUAAACGUGUUCAGUAAAAGUGGAGACCAAGGCAACAUUUGGCAUGAAGUGAAAAAAGAUGUAAAUUUAUCGGGAAUGUACACGGUCACAUUUGAAGGGAUAAGGGGAACAAGUUGGCAGGGUGACAUAGCAAUAGACGAUUUCCUGUUAACCCCAGGAAGAUGUUCAUCAAUAAGUCCGCCACCUCCAACCACACCCGGUUCCCCACCCCCACCAAGUUCAACUGUUGCUCCACCUGCCACGACAGCCGCACCUACACCACCAGCACCAACGACUACAGCUCCACCAGUAGCCUUUGGCUGCAACUUUGAUAAAUCCAUGUGCGGAUUUCUUCAGGACAAAAAUGACAAGUUUGAUUGGACUCGAAAUAAAGGAGGCACUCCAUCUACUGGUACGGGACCAUCCGCUGACCACACCACCGGAACUGGAUACUUCAUGUACACGGAAACAUCAAGUCCUCGACAGCAAGGUGACAAUGCAAAACUAAAUAGCCCCAAGCUGCAAUUCAGCGGGAACAUGUGUCUUCAGUUCUUUUAUCACAUGUAUGGUUCAACCAUGGGGACAUUAAACGUGGAAGUAAAUGGAGUAAACGUGUUCAGUAAAAGUGGAGACCAAGGCAAAAUUUGGCAUGAAGCGAAAAAAGAUGUAAAUUUAUCGGGAAUGUUCACGGUUACAUUUGAGGGAAUAACGGGAACAAGUUGGAAGGGUGACAUAGCAAUAGACGAUUUCCUGUUAACCCCAGGGAGAUGUUUAUCAAUAACUCCGCCACCUCCAACAACACCCGGUUCCCCACCCCCACCAGGUUCUUGCGGCAUCCGCCCACCUACCAGGAUUGUCGGUGGUGUCGACGCUAAGCGUGGUGACUGGCCGUGGCAAGUUCAGUUACGUACCACUUCCGGUUUUCCUUACUGCGGAGGUUCCUUGGUGUCAAAUCAGUGGGUGGUCACAGCCACUCACUGUGUCAGAGGAAAACAACCCAGCUCUAUAAUCAUAAGACUUGGCGCCCACCAUCGUACUAACACUGAUGGAAAUGUGCAGGACAUCAAAGUAAGCAAAGUUAUAACUCAUCCAUCGUAUCACAAACCGACAACGUACAGUCACGAUAUUGCAGUACUCAAACUGGAAAAAAAAGCUCAAUUAAACAGGUACGUAAAUCUGGUAUGUCUUCCCCAAUCUGUCCCCGCACCAACAGACGGUACCAAGUGCUGGAUCACGGGUUGGGGCAGACUUGCUUCCGGUGGAGCCACUCCAAACAUUCUUCAACAGGUUCAAGUUCCAGUGGUCAGUCGCGCCCGAUGUGAUAAAGCCUACCCAAAAAAGAUCCAUGACUCCAUGAUCUGCGCGGGCCUGGACCAGGGUGGAAUUGACUCCUGUCAGGGGGAUAGUGGAGGACCGAUGGUGUGUGAGACUGGUGGGAGGUAUUAUCUUCAUGGCGCCACCAGCUGGGGCUAUGGAUGUGCUUCUCCUGGGAAGUUUGGUGUCUACGCCAAAGUGAAAUACCUGUUGAGCUGGAUCGUUGGCGAAAUGUCUAAGAACUAACCAAACCCUACCGCCAUGGUUCUUUAGUGAUAAUCGAGUUAGAUCUUAAUUCUUUCUUCUUGCAGAUGUUGAAGAAAAUAGUGGAAAUUUGUGGGAAUAAUUAAUAAAGGCGUUGAAAAGAUAAUUA